Messenger RNA from Rhodamnia argentea, 2879 nucleotides. RefSeq names its product probable polyamine transporter At3g13620. Gene Ontology annotation, molecular function: transmembrane transporter activity. Gene Ontology annotation, biological process: transmembrane transport. NCBI's taxonomy places the organism in Eukaryota, Viridiplantae, Streptophyta, Magnoliopsida, Myrtales, Myrtaceae. The record is from RefSeq and is a predicted model, not a curated record. Gene Ontology annotation, cellular component: membrane. The transcript has a single exon. The coding region runs from base 405 to 1829 and encodes 474 amino acids.
CAAGGAUUAUUUGUAUGUUUACCCUCUUCUCUUCUCUGAGUCCCGAGUGCCGCGAAAAUGGAGGAUGAAUCUGCGAGAUAGGAUAAUGCAGAGACUGAUUGAAUGAAUCAAGGAUGACUUUUGUCUUUAUGGUACACCUCCCUUUCGGACACUGGUCCUGUCAAAGUAAGAAAAGAACAUCCGAUAGAAAUGGAGUUUUCGACAAUGCAGGGAGAGGAGUGUACCAACCGGAAUCACCAACCUGACAAGUGACACGGUAAGGAUGAAAGGAGAAUUGGGAGUUUUGACCCGUAGGUCAGAUCGAUGCGUCCGUUGAACGUCGAGUCGUGACUCUGGAAUUCCAUUUACCUCCUUUUCUCUGGCUCCUGGGAUCUCCUUACUUGCUUCCAGAAUCCAGACCAAUCAUGGCGUCCGCCGAGGCAUUGGAGACUUCCGAUCCCUCUCCGACAGCCUCGCUUCUCGAUACACCCGUUCCCCCGGCCGCCCCCACCGCCGCCGCCUCCAAGAAACUAGCCCUCCUCCCCCUCGUCUUCCUCAUCUACUUCGAGGUCUCCGGCGGUCCCUACGGUGAGGAGUCCGCCGUGGGAGCCGCCGGGCCGCUCUUCGCCAUCCUGGGCUUCAUCGCCUUCCCCUUCGUCUGGAGCGUCCCCGAGGCCCUCGUCACGGCGGAGCUCGCCGCCGCCUUCCCCGGCAAUGGCGGCUACGUCAUCUGGGCCCACCGGGCAUUCGGACCCUUCUGGGGAUCCCUGCUUGGCUCCUGGAAGUUCCUCUGCGGGGUCAUCAACCUGGCCUCCUACCCUGCCCUCUGCAUGGACUACCUCAAGCUGAUGAUCUCGGUUUUCGCCUCGGGCGUGCCCCGGUACGUCGCCAUCUUCUUGUUCACUUCGGUGUUGUCCUUCAUGAAUUACACUGGUUUGAGCAUUGUCGGCUACACUGCAGUUGGUUUGGGUGUUGUAUCUCUCUCGCCUUUUGUUGUGCUGACAUUGUUUGCGAUUCCCAAGAUUGAUCCUAAAAGGUGGAUCAGCCUGGGUGAGGUGGGCGUGGCUAAGGACUGGACGCUUUUCUUCAACAUCCUCUUUUGGAACUUGAAUUUCUGGGACAGUGCAAGUACUUUAGCUGGGGAAGUUGAGGACCCCCAGAGGACAUACCCUAAGGCACUCUUCUCUGCUGGUCUGCUUGCUUGCUUGGCUUAUCUGGUGCCUCUUUUGGCUGCAAUUGGGGCGAUCCCUCUGGAUCAAGAGGAUUGGGUAGAUGGGUACUUUGCCGAUGCCGGGGAGUUGAUCGCCGGCGAGUGGCUCAAGAUCUGGAUCGAAAUUGGUGCGGUCCUAUCGGUCGUGGGACUCUUUGAAGCACAGCUGAGUAGCUGCGUGUAUCAACUUUUGGGGAUGGCGGACUUGGCAUUUUUGCCCCGGUCAUUUGGGUUCCGGUCCGCGUGGUUCAACACCCCCUGGGUGGGGAUUUUGAUCUCCACAUUGAUUGCGCUGGCGGUUUCUUACCUAGACUUCACGGAACUGAUUUCGACGGUGAAUUUCUUGUACAGUUUGGGAAUGCUGCUGGAGUUUGCAUCAUUUCUUUGGUUGCGGAAGAAAUUGCCUGCAGUUAAGAGGCCGUUCAAAGUGCCGAUGGCGAUGCCGGGACUGGUGAUCAUGUGCUUGAUUCCGUCUUGCUUUUUGGUUUAUGUGAUGACCGUGGCUUCUAAAACUGUAUAUAUACUGAGUGCCGUGAUGACCAUCUUCGCGAUCUUUUGGUACUACUUCAUGAAGAUCUGCAAAUCAAAGUCCUGGUUCCAAUUCCAUGAUGUUGGUGAAAAGUUGGACGACGAGGAGUAACCGGAACUCUAGCACAUAUAUUGUAAGGUUGUAAGUUCAAGCCCCCGAAGAAGGAAAGCACAAUAUAGUUCGGAUCGCAUUUUCUGGACGACUAAGAUCAGGAUUGAGACCAGUGAAAUUUUUUCCUCCUUCGAAUAGUUUUGCAGAUAGAGCAAUCAGAAUCCAUUGUUAUAGGAAGCCCUGUCCGAAAGUAUCAUGUUACCAAACCUGAACAUGUUUCUAAGUGAAAAUGGAUGUUACAUACUUUCUCUUGUGUCAGAGAUCUGAGAAGGCGGUGCUAUGAAUUCGACUUGAUGGACCAAACAUUGUUCGACGGAGUGGUGCUGCGGUGUGUGUGAAAGGUGUAGAAAGCAGGGGCAAAAUUUUGAUGAGGAAGAAGACAGACAGUAGCAGAAAUUUCUUGGUGAAUUUGAUUCUAAAUUGCUCACAUCAUAUCGAAUUCGAAUCCUUGGCGGUAAAAAUGAUUUUCCUCUUGGUGCUCUCUUGACUUCUGGUAAUCCCAACUCAAGCGAGUCCCUUUUUCCUUUCCUUUCAUUUUGGCUCGAAGGUUGGAAUCCAACUCAAGCAAGUUUUACUAUGAACAUAUGAUGAUGGCAGUAGUUAAUCAAGUACGAAGCCUCCCUCUACGAGUUGAUCAGCCUCUUCCAACUGACAUUUUGUGAAUCGAAAAUGUACAUCGCCGUAGGGAUAUCGAAGGGCGAGCCCAUCACGGCGAGAGAUGAUCAGAAAUCUACAAGAGCUUACGACGGCCUAUUCAAGAAGUAGACCCUGGACAUGGCAACUUUUUCUUUUCGACUGCAUUUCGACAGACCAGGUAAUCUGAGAACAAGGAAAAAUUUGUAGCGUACGUGGAAGAUAUGGCUCGCCUAAGCGCCGAGUCGGAGACCGACGACAACGAGAUGCGUCUCUAAACUGUUCAUUAAGCAAGAACAACUCAACAACCUAGCCUAGAUAAUCCGGAAGACUUUGGCAUUUACAGUACUGAGAAUCAGGGCGUAACAGGUGAUUUACGCAACAGUCUGUGCAUAACUCAGUGUUCCUAGUAACAAC